GAGUGCAUGUGGACGGCUCUACUUCUUAUGGUACUUCGACUCAGUGCGCUGCUGAUGACAUCCUUCAAACAAGAAGGCACCUUUCCUGUUUCCCACUAUUUCUCUCUGUCUCUCUCUCCCUCUCUCCCUCUCUCGAGAAAACUUUGAGCUGCGGGUCUUCGCUUGCUUUGCUCGAAAUAGGAAAUACCCCACCUCACUGUGGCUUUCGGAGGAGGUUCAAGCUGUUAAUUCAUUAUAAAAAGCAUAAGCGAAUGAAGAAGGCGUUAUCGGGUUUGGACAUCUCGUUCUUGCUGCAAAAAUGGGCUUCUCUUCUUGCCUUUGCUAUGCCCACUUCACUCCCCUCCAGGGUCUGAGAGCUGUUCUCACAAUUUCAACUUCAUUUGGACAGAUUGGCUGUUCAAGAUUGAUGAGAAAGGCUUCCGAUAAAAAUUCUGUUGGAGCACAUCAAAGAUCCUCGUUUCCUCUGAAAGGCUGCAACACUGAGCUUUUAGGCCUACAGAUUCCAAGGGCAGGAGAUGAUAUACGCAGGGAGUGGAGUUUUGCCCGAGGAUCAAGAAUUGUUACAAUACCACACUCAGCAAGAUUCAUUCGAAACCAGAAAGCCCGUAGUGUGCAUGCUUCUUGGUUGACAACAUCUCAAAUCGCUAGCAGUGCUUUCACGUGGGGAACUGUGGCUGUUCUCCCUUUCUACACUCUCAUGGUUGUUGCUCCUCAGGCCGAACUGACUAAGAAAUCCAUGAAGACUGGUGUACCAUUUAUCGUGCUUGGGCUUUUCUAUGCGUACUUAUUAUACCUCUCCUGGACGCCUGACACGCUGAAGGCGAUGUUUUCAAGCAAACAUUUCUUGCCAGAGCUUCCUGGGAUUAAAAAGUUGUUCACAAGUGAAAUGACUGUAGCUUCUGGAUGGAUUCACUUGCUGGCUGUAGAUCUCUUUGCUGCAAGGCAGGUCUUCCACGAUGGAUUGGAAAACCAAAUCGAGACGCGGCAUUCAGUCUCUCUUUGCUUGCUGUUCUGUCCCAUUGGAAUCGCCACUCACUUCGUCACGAAAGCACUGACCAGGGGAACGAGCGACUGAUCAAUAGAUUCAUUUAUCGUGAAAACAAAUACGAUAUAAAGCUUUAACGGAAUAACUUCAUUUGGUGCAUCAUUGAAAUUCCAUCUACAUUCUCUUUGUCAACACUAUCGUUCUUGUUGUUUCCUUCA
Molecule: messenger RNA, 1203 nt
Organism: Rhodamnia argentea
Lineage: Eukaryota; Viridiplantae; Streptophyta; Magnoliopsida; Myrtales; Myrtaceae
Product: protein ABA DEFICIENT 4, chloroplastic
Exons: 6
Coding region: 299-1075 (258 amino acids)
Source: RefSeq, a predicted model, not a curated record